UGUGGUCAGUUUUCUCGAGCGUGUCGGGAGGUGACGUCGCGUCCAAUUCCGCUUUGUUUUUUUUCCACUUCCACCACCCGAGUGUUUAUUUUUAUCGUGUUUGCUUCUUCGACGAAGAAGCGAGCGCGUCCGCCUUUCUAAUGCGCGAGUCUCGCGCUAGUUUACCGACGACGAAAUAAUGACCGAUUUAUUGGUGCCCCGGGGGGACACUUUUCCGCGGGCGUUCCUGGACGCGUACCGGGCCAACAGGACCCCGGACCCAUACAACGAGCUGAGCUCGAGCAAAAGCGACGAGCUCGUUCUCCAAAACCCGACCGAUAUCCCGCUCGGCGAGGAGAUCCACCGGGGGCGUUCCGAGACGCUGCUCGAUUCGGGGUGCAUGUCGCCGACGACCGACGACUUUCUCGACGCGUCGCCGGCCACGGGCCACCGUAAACGGACGUCCGUGUACGAUCGGGUCGAUCCCGAGGACAGUAUCCGGGACAUGGUCAGCGAGAAUGACUUCUACAGGUUCGUGCUGUUCAAGAAGCACUACGACAAGUACCUGCACCUGUCGAAGAAGUACGAGGAGGCGCGCGACAUCGCCUAUUACCUCGAGGAGAAGUACCACGAGGUCAAGACGGAACGGGACGACCUGAUUCAGCAGCGGCGCGAGUACGCGAGCCGCCUGGAGUCGAACGAGUCGCUGCUGCGCGAAAAAGAGGACGAGGUGUUCGUCCACCUCGAACGGGUCGUCUACCUAGAGGAACAAUGCGACAAGCUGAGGGCGGAGAAGGAGCGGUUACUGGAGCAGAAGGCGCUCAUCGAGAAGGAGCGGGACGCGACCUUAAAGUUGCUGCGCGAGCAGGCCAGGGAGUCUGAGUACACGCGACGGAAGCUGGAGAGGGCGCGCCAGGAGGUGGUGCACCACCUGACGAAGAUCAAGAGCGAGAAGGAAAGCUUGGAGCGCGAGAACGACCAACUGAAAGAACAGCUGGAGGCGGAGCGCAAGGAGGCGGGGCGGCGUCCCUUGCGAAGGCGGAGGACCGACGCUUCGGACUAUUUGUCAGGACAGGUGGCGGCGCAGCUCAGGACGGAUCACCACCGCAGCUCGUCGCUGACGUCGCAGUUCCAGAAGGCGGUCGAGCACCUGGUGACGUGCAAGCGGAAGAAGUGCUCCGUGUGCAAGUACACGCGCGCCACCUACGGGAAGUUGGCGCCCAAUCAGCACCGAUACGACCGGAAGCUACUCGGCUGUCUACAGACGCCGUUCCUCGAGAUGCGCAACAUGAUCAAGCCGCCCCGGUCGCCCAUCCACGGAGAGGGCGGCGAGAGCCUGUCCGAGUGGUUCUGUCCCGCCGCCGCCGCCGCCGCCUCCGGGGACCCGUCCGAGUGCUCGUCGCUAGGCAGUCUUCCGUUCGCCGAACUGUCCAUCUCGUACAUGGACGACGCGUCGGACGCGUCGUCCGCCCUCCUCGGCGACGACGUCCACGCAAACCGGGACAGCUUCGGCGCGUUCGGCAGCGACUCUGGCUUCUCGUCCGACUUGUGCGGCGACUACAAGAGCAACGCCGCGACGCCCAAGGACAAGUUUUGUCCGUCGGCGGCCCUCGACGAGGACGACUGCGCCAAGCUGACGCGCACCAAGUGGACCGCAUCGUUCCGCAAGAUCAUCAGGCGCAUCAAGAAGUAGGCCCCCCCCCGCGACCGCGCCUUUUUUUUUAUUGUAUAACGUGUAGCGGGGCGAGAGAUAGCGACGUCUUGCCUUUUAUGAGGGUGUGGGGGCGCCCUUCUCCAGUAUUUUCCAUUUUUAUGUACUUAACACUAGUGGAAAAAAGUAUGGAAACAUUUGAAUACCGCGAGCGUAUUAAUUUCCGCAGGUUAUGACUCCGUUCACGUAAUAUUAACGUUUAAGUUUGGCUUAUUAUUUUGCAUCUUCUAGGCAUAGGAUCGACCAAUUUCUGUAGUUUCUAAUUUCCCAUUGGAUUUUAAGGUAUCCAAUGGGGUCGACACAAUGGAACCAAGAACUAAUUUUCUUCACUUUCCCCAACUUAAAUGCCAAAUUUUUCUACGUUUUAAGCUUUCCAUAUUCCGUAACUGAUUUUACCAAUCCUAAGGGUAGUUUUGGGGCCCCUUCUUCACUUCCUUUACUUUUAUUCCAUGUUGUAUCGGCUUGAAUGGCUUUACCAAUCCUAAAGGUAGUUUUGGGGGAGGGUCUUUUUGGCCUUUUCUUCACAUUACUGACAUUUAAAACCAAACCGAUGCUUUUUUUUAAGCCCUCCCUAUACCUUGAAUGAGUUUUGGGGCCUCUUCUCCACUUCCUUUGCUUUUAUUCCAAGCUGUUCCAUGUUUUGGGUAACUUUUAAGCAAAUCUACAAUUUUUAAUUACGCAAAGUAUGGAAAUGAAUUUCCAUGCUUUUUUCCACUAAUCUAUAUCGAAGCUCCGUCGCGCACAUUCCACGUCCUUGUGAUAAGUUUUAGGUAAAUAAACGUUUCACGUAGUA
Messenger RNA from Cylas formicarius (sweet potato weevil), 2483 nucleotides. RefSeq lists its product as uncharacterized. The coding region runs from base 179 to 1672 and encodes 497 amino acids. The transcript is spliced from 6 exons. The record is from RefSeq and is a predicted model, not a curated record. NCBI's taxonomy places the organism in Eukaryota, Metazoa, Arthropoda, Insecta, Coleoptera, Brentidae.